Molecule: messenger RNA, 1353 nt
Organism: Drosophila nasuta
Lineage: Eukaryota; Metazoa; Arthropoda; Insecta; Diptera; Drosophilidae
Exons: 3
Coding region: 152-1249 (365 amino acids)
Biological process (GO): apoptotic DNA fragmentation
Cellular component (GO): mitochondrial inner membrane; nucleus
Molecular function (GO): single-stranded DNA endonuclease activity; RNA endonuclease activity; nucleic acid binding
Source: RefSeq, a predicted model, not a curated record
UUGCUUUCCUACCCUUAAAUGAAGUAUGACAUAUUUUCGUUUUCAACUGAAUUAAGAUAAGCUUUUUAACAUUAUUAUGCAUGUAAACUUCGGCUAGCCUUAUAAAAAGACCAGCAGAAGUGAAAAGAAUUCAGUUUAUUAUAUUUGCGCGAUGUAUAAAGGGAUUCUGCUGUUGCUCUUAGUUCUACUAGAGAGUUCGUUCCAUGUCAACGGUGAAUGUCGACUGAAUGUUAACUACAUUGAGAACUCAAACGGUACGCUCACUUAUUAUGAUGAACAUGGAAAACUACAAAUACAGAGAUUCCCGUCUUUUGAUGAGAAUCAUAAACUUGAACUACACUGUCUCAACCAGCGUAAAAUUUCGGUUAAGAAUCUGGAAUGUGAUCGUGGAAUAGUAAAUCCAAAAGAUCCAGUGAUGUGUGAUGCACCAAUCCACGCUAAGGUUGAGGUAACGGAUGCAGAUAAGACCUGCCCGGCGACCAUGUAUCGAAUUGGUAUCGUGAUCGAAAAUGAAUUUUUCGAGUUAUAUCGAGCCUGCUACGAUAAAGUGAAAGUGCAAUCGCACUUUUCGGAUGCAGUUAUCUAUUGGAAACCAAUACAUCCCAAGAGUCCACGUCCUUUCUUCGAUGCUGAUAACCUAAUCAAUCAGUGGCAGGUCGCCUCUUUUGGAGCUGGAAGAGUAUACGCCACAUUCAAAUCGAUCUAUGGCAUAGAACAGGAUUAUAUUAAAUUGGACAUCAACAAAAGGGCAGAGUUAGUGAUAGAUCGAGGACAUUUAACAGCUGCCGGUGACAUGACCUUCUAUGAUCAGAUGUACAGCACUUUUAAGUAUCUGAAUGUUGUGCCACAGUUCAACUCCAUUAACAAUGGCAAUUGGUUGCAAAUUGAGCAUUGGGUGGGCAAUCAUAUUCCCCGUAAAUCUGUGCUCCACGUUCGCACCGGAGCUCUAGGUAUUCUAAAACUUCUCAACUUCGAAAAGCGGCGAACUCUGAAACCUGCUUAUUUGAUUCCCGAUAAAAAGCAAAAUCCUGUGCCUGAAUGGAUGUACAAAAUAGUUCGAAAUAUGAACGAUGAAUUGCUGUACGUUUUCCUCACCUACAAUAACAUAUUCAAGAAAACUAAGCCGACAGCUCAUAAGUGCUGCAAGGUUAUGACAUGUCCAUUAAAGUUGGAAGAUUCGGCCACACUUGGAUUUACCUACUGCUGCAAUCCAGAUGCUUUCGUAAAAUGUUUGGCUACUCUUAAAUAACAAUUAUGAGUUAAUAAUGAGUUGCUAACAAGAAUAUAUCUACAACUUUUGUAAUUUUCAUAUUUUACUGUCUUUGAAUCAUAUAUUUCUGAUGUAUUCAAGCA